Messenger RNA from Anopheles coustani, 2977 nucleotides. RefSeq names its product serine/threonine-protein kinase PLK4 (gene SAK). Gene Ontology annotation, molecular function: ATP binding; protein binding; protein kinase activity. The record is from RefSeq and is a predicted model, not a curated record. NCBI's taxonomy places the organism in Eukaryota, Metazoa, Arthropoda, Insecta, Diptera, Culicidae. Bases 104 to 2749 code for a protein of 881 amino acids. Gene Ontology annotation, biological process: protein phosphorylation. The transcript is spliced from 5 exons.
UUGUGAUCCUUUGUCCUGAAUUGAGAUAAUUACCGAAUUGUUGCGUAUAUGUUUGAUAUGAAAGCAAUUUAUUUGUAGUGCGUUACACACAUUCCCCUACACAAUGAUAACUAGCUUCGGAGAAAAGAUCGAGGACUACGAAGUGUAUGAAAUACUUGGCAAGGGCGGGUUCGCUAGCGUUUAUCGAGGAAAAUGUCUACGUACUGGCGUUUUCGUUGCGAUCAAAAUGAUCAACAAGCAAGCAAUGCAUUCUUCGGGAAUGGCCAACCGGGUACGACAAGAGGUAACCAUUCAUUCGAAACUGAAGCAUCCAUCCAUACUGGAGCUAUAUACGUUUUUCGAGGAUUUAAAUUAUGUCUAUCUGGUGUUGGAAUUGUCGGAGAAUGGCGAACUUCAGGAAUAUUUACGAAAGCGGCAAACACCUUUCGAUGAGUAUGAAGCAGCGCUGGUGCUGCGGCAAGUGGUCGAUGGCCUGCUGUACUUACAUUCGCACCAUAUCCUACAUCGUGACAUGUCCCUUUCGAAUCUGCUGCUCACAAAGGAUAUGAACAUCAAAAUUGCCGAUUUCGGACUUGCUACGGAACUGAGUAAACCCGACGAAAAACAUCUUACCCUUUGUGGUACACCGAACUACAUCUCACCGGAAGUCGCUUCCCGUGCAUCGCACGGCCUACCGGCAGAUGUGUGGGGUUUGGGCUGUAUGCUUUAUACACUUUUGGUUGGAAAACCGCCAUUCGAUACGAACGGAGUGAAAUCGACACUGACGAAGGUAGUUAUGUCCAGCUACAGCAUGCCGGCGCACAUCUCAUCCAAUGCACGGGAUCUUAUCGACCGGUUGCUGCAGAAAAACCCGAACGCACGCAUCAAACUGGAGGAUGUGCUAUCGCAUCCGUUCUUAUGCCGGUACGAUCUUGGGUUGAAAACUUCCACAUCCGGCAUAUAUCGUCAUGCACCGGUUCACGGUGCAGAUAGUGGUGUAGACACCCUUUCCAGUGGUGGCCGUUCGGAUCUGUUCUAUUCUCGUACACGUGGCACGAUCGAUCGUAGCAACAGCGACAGUGGCAUCAAUCAUGUGAAUACCCACGGUGUCAACGAUCACCAAAAUCACUAUCAGAAUCAGCACCAUCUGCAAAAAUCGAUGGAAGUAAAGGACAGUAUAGUGUUGGGUUUACAACGACAUCCUGCGGCAUCACACAUAUCUUUGCUUCAGAAGUUUAACAGUUUGGAACUUAUGGAAAAGUACAAUAUUGACAAAGCGGAACUGACUGGAUUUGGUUCCAGUAUUCUGCAGCAGCAGCAGCCCUCGAAUUCGACCUCAGCCUUAAAUGCAAUGAGAAAAACUGAGUCAGCUACUAAUAGUGGGUGUAUUCCAUCCCAUCGACUAGGCGAAAAUUUGUCACAUGAUCCAGUUCACCUCCAACCGAAACAAAACAAGAUUCCUGUGCAAUACGAUUUUCUGAACAACAUUUGUCAAGGCACUGCCCCAGCCAGUUGUGUUUCGAAACCGAUUGCGUUUGUGCAGGAAGCGGCGGCACGAAAAGAACUACAAAUGCCAUCACAAUUAAACACAUCCCGUCUAAUGCCCACGCGACACCGUACAAAGCACGUCAUUCUCACGAUAUUGGCAGACAGCGGCGAAGUGGUGCUAGAGUUUGUGAAGCCGAAAGGACGAUUGCGUGAAGAUCGCGUCGUAGAUGUGUGUCGGAUAUCGAGCGACGGGUUACGAUUCGUGUUGUAUCACCCCGGCGGUAGUCGAGGUGUUCCGAUCAAAAAUGAACCUCCCGAUUUACCGCUCGCUGGAGUUGAUUCAAUUUACAGCUACGAAAAUAUUCCCGAAAGGCACUGGAAAAAAUACGUGUAUGCGGCACGGUUUGUGAAUAUGGUAAAGGCUAAAACACCAAAAAUUACGCUUUACAGCGAAAUGGCAAAAUGUCAGUUGAUGGAAACUCUACUGGAUUAUGAGGUCGUUUUUUACGAUGGAAGUAAAAUUGUGCUUAAUUCAAAUGACCAAGAGUUGAAAAUGUUUGAUAAGACGGGAAAGGUACACCGAGGCUCGGGAGCUAUACAAUCAGAAGCGUUUAUAAAAUAUGAGCACUUUCAGCAAACAUUAGAACAUUGUCGGACUAUCGAGCGUACGUUGUCGUGUUUAUCACUAGGUGGCAAGACGUUUCCCAUCAUUAUUGGUAGACGGCCGGCAACCGCCGGGACUGGAACUAUCACUGGCAGUAAUGCUAAGCACAGUUUCGCAUUCUCCUCGUCACCAGCGACUCCGAGGACACCUCAUCAGAAUCUGGUGCUGGGUUCAUUCGCCAAUUCCUACAACUCUGAAACACCUACGAAUAACUACAGCACUUCUCGAAUGCGGCAUUCAAACUUGUCUGCAAAUACGAAAAGCUGCACCAUUGCCGGAAUUGGUACAGCCAUGCUGCACGCUCAAGGCAUUGUAGAAGUAAACUUUUUCGACGGAAGCCGACUGACACUGGUGCCUAAAAAUAUGACCGGCGCCGGUAUAACUUACACUGCGCCUCCAGGAUCAGGUAAUGGGGUAGGUCUUAACACCAAACAAUAUCAUUUUUCGACCCUACAACUCGACAACGAUGAUAUCACUCAGCAACGGUUACCAGCGGAUUUAAGAGAGAAAAUCAAACAAAUGCCAAAAAUCAUACAGGAACUCAAUGUUGCGGCAGAAGUUAGAAUACCUUAUAGUACCGGGAGUUUAUCAUCGACACCAGUGUCGCGAUUCCACUGAGAGACAGUUACAAAUAAAAACCAGGUACCUUGUUGUAUUGAUAUCAUUAUCGUAGAGAAAAGUAGUCUAGAAUACGCUAACAGAAGUUGUUCUAAGAUUGUGCAAAUUAUAUUUAAUAGUUACUAUGUUUUAGCAAAUCAAUGAUUUACGCAACGAAAGCAGAAGUACCUUAGAGAUUUAAAAAAAUCAGCAGUUUAGAUAAUAGAUUAUUCGAAUGUUUGCACUAUA